UCUUCUUCUUCUUCUUCUUCUAUCUCUCUCUCUCUCUUAUUUAUUAUAAAACAAAUCUCCUCUCAACUCUCCAUGUUCUUCCUCUUUCUCCGUAUCUCUCUCAAAAUCAAAUCGAACCCAUCUCUUCCCAUUCAUCUUGUUCUUUCUAAGAUAAUAUAAGAAAACCCAUAUUUUAAAUCUUUUAAGUUUUUUACACAACAAAUAUUAUACAAAAACCAAAACAUGAAAGGUGAAUAUUUGGAACCCAAAACCUCGAACUCCCCCAAUAUGUUCUCCAAGCUUCAACACCAACACCAUCAGCAACAGCAUCAACUUCCUUUCUCUCAUCACUUCCAACUUUCACGUGAUUCUCAAACCUCUGAGGAAGAAACCAACAGCCAUAACUCUGCAGCCACCACCACCACACCUACCCCUAAGCUCAAGCAACUUGAGCCCAGUGAUGGGGCUACUAUUGAAGUUGGUCGCCGCCCUAGAGGUAGGCCACCGGGUUCCAAAAACAAGCCCAAACCCCCUGUUUUUAUCACCCGUGAACCCGAACCCGUCAUGAGUCCUUACAUUCUCGAAGUCCCGGGUGGGAACGACGUCGUUGAAGCUAUCUCAAACUUCUGCCAUCGCAAAAGUGUUGGAAUCUGUGUCCUCACCGGUUCUGGAAACGUCGCUAACGUUACACUCCGCCAGCCCUCCCCUACUCCUGGCGCCACGAUAACGUUUCACGGAAGAUUCGACAUUCUCUCAAUCUCUGCGACGUUUUUGCCGCAAAACGCUGGGUGUCCUCCGGUACCGAACAUAUUCGCGAUUUCUUUGGCAGGACCGCAGGGACAGGUCGUGGGAGGGUCCGUGGUGGGCCCACUGUUAGCGGCUGGUACCGUGUUUGUGGUUGCGGCCACGUUUAACAAUCCAUCAUACCACCGGCUACCUCUUCAGGAUGAGCCGAAGACUUCGAUUUCUGGUGGUGGUGGUGGUGAAGGGCAAUCGCCAGUUGGUUCGAGCGGUGGCGGUGGAGCCGAAAGUGGACAAGUGGCGGGGGGAGAGUCAUGUGGUAUGUCGAUUUAUGGUUGUCAUUUACCCGGUGGUGAUGUCAUAUGGGCACCCACUGCUAGACCACCACCGCCUUAUUGAGUUUUAUUUUAUUUUCCAUCUGUACCCUGUGAAUAAAUCGGACAUCGGAUUUACUUCCAUUUAGGAGUUGAUUGUAUUUUGUUUAUGAAGAUGAUUAAUUACUAGUUCUUCUAAA
Mangifera indica (mango) is the source of this 1234-nucleotide messenger RNA. RefSeq names its product AT-hook motif nuclear-localized protein 17. The transcript has a single exon. Bases 223 to 1119 code for a protein of 298 amino acids. Lineage: Eukaryota; Viridiplantae; Streptophyta; Magnoliopsida; Sapindales; Anacardiaceae. Gene Ontology annotation, molecular function: DNA-binding transcription factor activity; minor groove of adenine-thymine-rich DNA binding. The record is from RefSeq and is a predicted model, not a curated record. Gene Ontology annotation, cellular component: nucleus.